Molecule: messenger RNA, 795 nt
Organism: Vicia villosa (hairy vetch)
Lineage: Eukaryota; Viridiplantae; Streptophyta; Magnoliopsida; Fabales; Fabaceae
Exons: 2
Coding region: 1-795 (264 amino acids)
Source: RefSeq, a predicted model, not a curated record
AUGACUGCCAAUCUAUUCAAAACUUUUUCAAACCUUGAUCAUAAACGUGCCUCUUCAUCCACAAGUAAUGUACGUAAUAAUACAAAUACUAACAUUGAUGGUGAUGAAUCGUUUGAAGAAGAAUCAGCUGAUGAAUCACUUAGUGAUAGUUCCUGCGAAUUCAUAAACGAAAACGCAAACUAUGACACAACUUCAAGUGUUGAUGAUCAAGAAGAUUAUGACACAAAUUCCACACUGUUGAAUUGUCCCAAUACUGUUCAUGGAAGUUUUUUGAAACAUUCCACUACUAAUUGUUUUAUAAUAAAAUGCAGUAACAAUACCAAUAUAAAUCCAGAGACGGUUAGCAGAUUGAAACUUAUGCUGGAUGAGUUCAACACACACGCUAAAUCUUUUAGAAUGGCAGUAGCUAGAUUGAAGGAUUGUCCUGUACUUGAUCUCGAAUUGAAGUUGAUAGCUGAUAGAUCAAAAGAUGGAAGAAUAUACAACCAAGCGACUAUUUCUGAGGUUGCUGCACUUAUCAUUGGUGAUGUUGAUACAAGUUCUAAAAGGGAUAUUAUUCUUGAGAGACGGAGCGGAAGGCUAAAAAGAAUAAGUGAGUUUCAUCCAAGUUAUCUUGCAUUACAGUAUCCACUAUUGUUUCCAUAUGGAGAAGAUGGUUUUAGACUUGGUGUGCUACACAAGGAAACAAAUGGAAAGAAGUUUAAGAAAAAUAAGUUUACCAUUAGAGAAUGGCUUACUUUUAGAAUUCAAACUUUAGAAUUCAAACUAGACAUCUUGAAGCCCAUACACUUUUGA